Messenger RNA from Eutrema salsugineum, 605 nucleotides. RefSeq names its product LOB domain-containing protein 7. The coding region runs from base 1 to 570 and encodes 189 amino acids. The record is from RefSeq and is a predicted model, not a curated record. NCBI's taxonomy places the organism in Eukaryota, Viridiplantae, Streptophyta, Magnoliopsida, Brassicales, Brassicaceae. The transcript has a single exon.
AUGUCCUUAAGCAAACUCCACGGUGGCUCAUCCUCUUCCGCCACUGCUUGCGCUGCCUGCAAAUUCCAAAGAAAAAAAUGCACGAAAAACUGUCUCCUUGCUCCUUAUUUCCCACAAGAUCGCUAUAAGCAGUUUCUAAACGCUCAUAGACUGUUUGGAAUAAGCAACAUCACAAAGAUGCUCAAAGGAAUCCAAGAAUCUGAACGCGACAUCGCUAUGCAAAACCUUAUUCUCCACGCUAAUGCUCGUGCCCUAGAUCCAGUUGGUGGGGUUUACAAGAUCAUGUCUGAUCUUAGGCGCAGGAUCUCGUAUUAUGAGACUGAGCUUAACUCAAUUCGUCAGGAAGUCGCUUUGUAUCGUUCUCUAGCUCACCCACAGCAAAUGCCAAUGCAAAGUCAAAGUCAAGAGCUUUCCUUUGGCUGCUAUUCUUAUGGAGAUCUAUUGGAACAAGGAGAAGAAUACGUUAAUGCAGAUGGUUAUGAAACCAGCAAGGUAAAGCUUGAGAAGGAAGUAAUCUCUAAUCCGGAUCAAUUCUUGAGCCAGAUACUCAUGCCGUCUCAGGUCAUUUAAGUCCCUUUUAGGUGUUUCUGAUGUGUUUUUUUAGU